This is a messenger RNA of Zingiber officinale, 3442 nucleotides long. RefSeq names its product chaperone protein ClpD2, chloroplastic-like. The transcript is spliced from 12 exons. The record is from RefSeq and is a predicted model, not a curated record. Gene Ontology annotation, cellular component: cytoplasm. Gene Ontology annotation, biological process: cellular response to heat. The coding region runs from base 395 to 3202 and encodes 935 amino acids. Gene Ontology annotation, molecular function: ATP binding; ATP hydrolysis activity. Lineage: Eukaryota; Viridiplantae; Streptophyta; Magnoliopsida; Zingiberales; Zingiberaceae.
CCCUUCUCUCUUCCCCACCAGAUAGAUAGAUCGAUAGAAACUUAAAGCACCGAAACAAAACAGUGGUCUCCCGUCGGCGGAUCCUCACUGCCCCGACGUGCUCCACCUUCCUAACUCCUUCCCUUCUUUCUUCCUAUUUAACUUCUCCUUUUGCUUCUUAAUUUACCACGCAUCUUCUUCCUUUCCUUCCUUUCCCUUCCCUUCCCUGCCCUUCCGCCCACGCCACUCAACAGUUGAUUAUUUGUACACGAAAGCAACGAAAACACAGCAUUAAAUUAUUUAUUAUUCUUUAACUAUACGGGAGCAGUAUCUUCUUCUCUCUAAUUUCGUCUCGAUUUCUACUUCUUCGAUCGGCGUCUAGGGCAGGAACCAGAGGAAGAGAAUCUUGAAAAUCAUGGAGGCGACCUGCUGCUGCGCCUCCUCAUCGGCUCCUUCCCUCCUUACUCUCCACUCCUUACGGCCCUCCUACCACCGCCUCACCGUCACAUCCGCCUCCCGCUUCAUCGCCGCCUCCUCCGCCUUGCCCUCCUCCAGGCGGGUCGAUCUCCGGCGCCGCUCUUACACUUUCCUACCCUUGCCCUCCACCCGCCGCUGCGGCACGCGCCGACCCGCCCGAAGAGCAGCCAUCUCCGCCAUCUUCGAGCGCUUUACCGAGCGGGCCAUCAAGGCCGUCAUCUUCUCCCAGCGGGAGGCGCGCGCGAUGGGGAAGGAGAUGGUCUUCAACCAGCACCUCCUCCUCGGGCUCGUCGCCGAGGAGCGCUCCCUCGUCGGCUUCCUCGGAUCUGGUGUCACCAUCGACCAAGCCCGCGAGGCCGUCCGAGAAAUCUGGAACGAGGAGGCUCCCGCGCCCUCCCUCUCGGCCGCAGCCACCGACGUGCCCUUCUCCACCAGCAGCAAGCGGGUGUUUGAGGCUGCUGUGGAUUUUUCCAGGAGCAUGGGAUGCAAUUUUGUUGGUCCGGAGCAUAUUGCGAUCGGCCUCUUCAACGCCGAUGACGGCAGCGCGGCGCAGGUGCUCAAGAGAUUGGGAGCAGAUAUGAGUCGCUUAGCAUCAGUUGCCCUGUCCAAACUCCAAGUGGAGCUUGCCAAGGAUGGUAGAGAGCCAUUGGCAUCAUCUCAGAAGAUAAAGGAGAAACCUUCUGCCACAAAAUCUACAAGUUUGAGGUCUCAAGAAAAAGGGCCAUUGACAGAUUUUUGUGUUGAUUUAACCGCUCAUGCUAGAGAGGGGCUCAUUGAUCCUAUCAUUGGUCGAGAUACAGAGAUCCAGAGAAUUGUUCAGAUCCUUUGCCGACGAACAAAAAAUAAUCCAAUUCUUUUGGGAGAUGCAGGUGUUGGAAAAACAGCAAUUGCUGAAGGAUUGGCACUUCGCAUUGCUGAAGGCGACAUUCCUUCUUUCCUUAUGGAGAAACGAAUAAUGUCACUCGAUGUUGGCUUAUUGUUGGCGGGUGCUAAAGAAAGGGGGGAGCUGGAAACCCGAGUUACUGGUUUGAUAUCCGAAGUACAGAAAUCAGGUGAUGUCAUACUCUUUAUUGAUGAGGUUCAUACACUGAUUGGUUCUGGUACUGUUGGAAGAGGUAACAAAGGCUCAGGUCUUGAUAUAGCUAAUUUGUUGAAACCUCCUCUUGGUAGAGGCGAAUUGCAGUGUAUUGCAUCAACAACUUUAGAUGAACAUAAGACACACUUCGAGAAGGAUAAAGCUUUAGCUCGCCGAUUCCAACCAGUGCUGAUAAAUGAGCCUAGUCAGGAGGAUGCAGUGAAGAUAUUACUGGGCUUACGCGAGAAAUAUGAGAGCCAUCAUAAGUGCACAUUCACAUUAGAUGCCAUAAAUGCUGCAGUAUACCUCUCAGCUAGAUAUAUUGCAGAUAGACAUCUUCCUGAUAAAGCAAUUGAUCUGAUUGAUGAAGCUGGUAGUAGAGCUCGUAUGGAUGCAUUCAAGAAGAAGAAGGAAGAGAAACUCUCUGUGCUUUUAAAGUCACCAGAAGAAUACUGGCAAGAGAUUAGGGCUGUCCAGGCAAUGCAUGCGCUGGUGUCAGAAAGCAAGUUGACAUAUUCUGCUGACAAAACCAUCAAGGAAGAUCAAUCUUUAGAUCUUGAGAUUCCAAUGUCUUCUAGUCCAUCUUCACUAAAUGAUAAUGAAAAAAUCUUUGUCGGGACAGAGGAGAUAGCCACUGUUGCCUCUCUUUGGUCAGGAAUCCCAGUACAGCAGAUCAAUGCAGAUGAGAGAAAACUAUUAGUUGGUUUGGAUGAGGAACUGAGAAAACGUGUAAUUGGCCAGGAUGAUGCUGUUAGUGCAAUAUCUCGAGCUGUGAAGCGAUCACGCGUUGGUCUGAAGGAUCCUGAUAGGCCUAUUGCUGCAAUGCUUUUCUGUGGCCCAACUGGGGUUGGUAAAACUGAGCUGACAAAAGCAUUAGCUGCCUCCUACUUUGGAUCGGAGGAAAGCAUGUUGCGCUUGGAUAUGAGUGAAUACAUGGAGAGACAUACUGUGAGUAAGCUGAUUGGAUCUCCACCAGGAUACAUUGGGUAUGGAGAGGGUGGUACCUUGACUGAAGCAGUUAGGAGGCGGCCUUUUACAGUUAUCUUGCUUGACGAGAUAGAGAAAGCUCACCCUGAUAUAUUUAAUAUCCUCCUCCAAGUAUUUGAAGAUGGUCACCUAACUGACUCUCAGGGGCGGAGAGUUUCAUUCAAGAACACAUUGAUUGUCAUGACAUCUAAUGUUGGGUCUGAAGCAAUUUCGAAAGGUAGGCGGAGCAUAGGUUUCUUUGUUGCAGAAGACACAGAAUGUAACUCAUAUGCCUCGAUGAAGACAAUAGUGAUGGAAGAGAUAAAAGCAUAUUUUCGUCCUGAGCUACUUAACAGAAUUGAUGAAGUGGUUAUUUUCCGCUCCCUUGAGCAAACUCAGAUGCUGGAGAUUUCAAAUAUAAUGUUGGAGCAAGUUAGGAGCAGGCUUUCAUCUCUCGGGAUUGGUUUAAAGGUAUCAGAUGCCAUCAUGAAUUUGGUCUGCGAACAAGGUUUUGAUCGAAGCUAUGGUGCCAGACCCUUGAGAAGAGCCAUUGCUAGUCUCAUUGAAGAUGUCAUUAGUGAAGCAAUUCUCGCUGGAAACUAUAAGCCCGGCGACACUAUUACUCUAGACAUCGAUGCCACUGGAAAUCCCACAGUGAGCCAGCUAACUUCCGAUCAUAUAAUCCAAUUGUCAGAUGCAGCAUGAACACCAUAUGGAUUUACACCCACGGUUACUGAUUAUUUAUUUAUUUUUGUAUAGAUACCGUAUUUAACAUGUAUAGAACAAUAAUCCAGUUGGGAAAAGAUGAUAAUUAUUGUAAGGCCCACUGACCACCCUUGAAAUGGAAGUGCAAAGCUGGAUGCACUUGGAUGAGGGUGUUUGGCUGUAAAUUGUAUGGCUGGAGAAACAUCUAUUGUUAAAGGAAAUGCAUUGUAUCUUGAACAA